Messenger RNA from Dicentrarchus labrax (European seabass), 5132 nucleotides. RefSeq names its product papilin a, proteoglycan-like sulfated glycoprotein (gene paplna). The transcript has 27 exons. Gene Ontology annotation, molecular function: serine-type endopeptidase inhibitor activity; metalloendopeptidase activity. Gene Ontology annotation, biological process: extracellular matrix organization. The coding region runs from base 289 to 3954 and encodes 1221 amino acids. The record is from RefSeq and is a predicted model, not a curated record. NCBI's taxonomy places the organism in Eukaryota, Metazoa, Chordata, Actinopteri, Moronidae. Gene Ontology annotation, cellular component: extracellular matrix.
GGUUCAACCAGCGAGACUUUCUCUUCUCCUUCUCCUGGUCGGUUUCCUGUUGGGGAGAGAGAGAGAGAGAGAGAGAGAGAGAGAGAGAGAGAGAGAGAUUGUUUCCAGCCAGAUAACCCUCCUCAUAUAUACUGCAGCUCUUUUUCAGACUCAUCUUCAAGUCAGAGCUCCGGAGAGAAACCAGCUGUCUGUCAGUCCUGCUGCGCCCUGCACGGUCCUUCCGCAAGGAUCCACCGGUGCGUGAGGACUCCAAGAACCCGCUUUUAAAACCACUGAACGGGGGAAACAAUGAAGAUGCUGCUGCCUCUGGUAAUCCUUCAGCUGCUCUUGGCUCCAGCACUCACGGUGCCCGGUGUGGAUCACUGGGACACGUGGGGUCCUUAUGGAGAAUGCAGCCGUAGCUGUGGCAGCGGCGUGACCUUGAGAACCAGACGCUGUAUCACCCACAGGACUGAUGGAGGACACAACUGUGUGGGACCAGACAAGUCUUACCGCUCCUGCAACAUCCAGGACUGUCCAGAGGGAUCCAAGGAUUUCCGUGAAGAGCAGUGCUCCCAGUUUGAUGGGACUGACUUCCAGGGGAAGCGCUACAAGUGGCUCCCAUACUAUGGAGCUGAGAACCCCUGUGAGCUGAACUGCAUGCCAAGAGGAGAAAACUUUUACUAUCGUCACCGCAGCACUGUGGUUGACGGUACACCCUGCCACCCUGGGCGGAGGGAUGUUUGUGUGGAUGGAGUCUGCAAGCGUCUGGGCUGUGACAACAUGUUGGAGUCUCCCCAGCAGGAAGACCCCUGCCUGCAGUGUGGGGGUAACGGACAGUCCUGCUACCCUGUCAAGAACAGCUUCUCUGUACGCAACCUGCCAACUGGCUACAACCAGAUGUUCAUCAUCCCUGUUGGAGCCACCACCAUCAGCAUCAGGGAAACAGUGGCCACACGCAACUACCUUGCUAUCAAGAACCUGCGUGGUGAGUAUUACCUCAAUGGCCACUGGGUAAUUGAGUUUUCUAGGGCGACACCCAUUGCUGGAACCAUGCUGUACUACCAGCGAGGAGCCGAGGGCGACAGCAUCCCUGAAACCAUCAUCGGCCGCGGACCCACCACUGAACCCCUCGUUGUUGAGCUGAUCAGCCAGGAGCCAAACCAAGGAGUGGAGUAUGAAUUUUAUCUCCCUAAUGGACGCUCCAGAGAGGGCUAUUACUGGAGUUUUGGAUCCUGGUCUGCCUGCAGCAGGGAAUGUGGAUCAGGCUACCAGUCUCGUUUGGUCUUCUGCACCAUUGAUAACGAGGCCUACCCAGACUAUCUCUGUGCAUCUCUGCCGAGGCCACAGACCAACCGCACAUGCAACCCCCAUCAAUGCCCGCAGAUUCGCAGCUGGAGAACCGGUGAGUGGAACACCUGCUCAGUUACCUGCGGUGGAGGCUCUCAGGUGCGCACCGUGGAGUGCAUCUCUCACGAUGUUGCAGGCCCCCGCGUGGUAGAGGAUGCCAUCUGUGCCGCCUACACCGAGGCACCACCCUCUCUGCAGACCUGCAACAUGCACAAGUGUGCAGAGUAUCGUGCAACUAGAUGGAGCGCGUGCUCGGUGACGUGUGGUCCAGGUGAACAGACCAGAGAAAUCACCUGUGUUGGUUCAGGAGGAAUGAGGCUAGAGGAAACAUCCUGCAGCACUUUGCUCCGCCCGCCUGCAGUCCGACCCUGUGAGAUGGCGGCCUGCCUGAAACAGAUCGACUGGCACGUCGGAGAGUGGGGACUGUGCUCUAAGAGCUGUGGCUCCGGCUCGAGAGAUAGACGAGUGAUCUGCUCAGACCAAGAGAGGAACCUGUACCCUGUGGAUCAAUGUAACGCCCAAGCCAAACCCACCACAGUAGAGCGCUGCAACAGCCAGCCCUGCUACAGCCCACAAUUGGUUCCCAGCACUCAGGACCCACAAGGACACGACAACACGCAGACUGUUUUCCAGCCCUAUGUGCCAGACCACGCAACAGUUCGCAGGCCAGACACGGAUCCGACCCAGACGAACACAGUCCAUGACCCUCACAGCUCUGUCCUGGCCCUCCACUGCAGCCAGUCCUAUUAUGGCUGCUGCCCAGAUGGACGCACUUCAGCCGGGGGCCCCCAGGGUCUGGGCUGCCCACAGAUCCAAGCUCCCACUGCUUCCCAGCCAUCCUGCAUUCAGACCAGUUAUGGCUGCUGCCAAGAUGGAGUGACGGCUGCUCAGGGCCCCAAUAAGGAGGGCUGUGUGGAGUAUGUGGCCCUUGCACCCACUGUUCCUUCUCUUCCCACUGAGAAUGCAGUACAGUGCCGUACCACCACCUACGGCUGCUGUUACGACCGCACCACACCUGCAGGAGGACCCAACGGGGAGAGCUGCCCCAACCCACCCAACCACAUUGAGCGCUCCAUCUGCUCCCUGCCUCGUGCUGCCGGCUCCUGCAGCAGCUGGACACCACGCUACCACUAUGAUGUCAUCACCUCCAGGUGUGUGCACUUCUGGUACGGAGGUUGCCACGGCAACAGCAACAACUUCAUGAACCGGGCCGAGUGCCAGAGGGCGUGCCAGGUUGCUGCCCCGAGCCAGCAGGGCCCGGGAUCGGUCGCUCCCGCCGGAGGGCCGACUCCUAGGAGAGAACCCACAGCUGGAAGGACCGCAUCAGGAGCAGGCACCGCAUCUGGAGGAGGAGCUAGAGCAGGGGGAUCCACCUCUGGAGGGUCAACAGGUGGAGGGUCACGCAACAUGGGGAGGAUUUUCACAGUCCAAGGAGGUUCCACCAGCGGCACCAGCAGACAGGCCACGAGUGCGGCCACACAUGCCCACAGAGCUAGAGUCCAUCUGCGGCCCCGCCGGCCUUCCCCUGCUACUGCUGCACAGCACACCGGCCCAGCAGCGAGUUUGACGCUGGGAGGAGUGACCAUCGAUAAGACUGACCCCUCUACAGUGGAAGCUUUAGUGGGCCAGACAGUUGUGAUGCCGUGCAGAGUCAGCCCGCCGCCGUCCUCCACUGUCACUGUGGAGUGGAGAAGAGAUGGCAUCCCUCUGUCUACUCACAGGCAUCACCAGCAGCCAAAUGGCUCCCUGCUGGUCGGUCCUCUCACUAAGUCAGACUCUGGUUGGUUUUUGUGCCUGGCUACUCGUGAACAGGAGAGAGACCACCGCUACAUUUAUCUGUCUGUCACAGAGGGAUCGUCUCCACUGACUCCCACCUCAUUGCCCAGAGAUGGACCUUUCCCCCGGUUCAGUAUUGAGCGAUCAAGCUCCUCUUUGCUGGAAAUGCGAUCAGGACAAACUGCCAGACUUCCCUGCCAGAUUGUCCCUCCGUCAGCGGCUCAGUCUGUCAAUAUUCAGUGGACUAAAGAUGGACAGACCCUCAGUAACUCCAGGUAUAUCAAACAUUCAGACGGCACGCUGAUCGUCGGCCCUCUGAAGUCUACAGACUCUGGUGUUUACACAUGCACAGCCUCCACUCAGCAGCAGCUGGAGCAGAGACAGCUGCAGCUCAGAGUCCAAACGGACCUGAAGAUCACUACAGCUCCCAAUAACAUCCAGGUGUCUGAAGGCAGCACUGCUCUGCUGCCCUGUGUGGUGUCAGGAGACAAUGUCAAUAUAGGCUGGUCCAGGAAUGGUGUACCGGUGCGUCCAGACGGUCGUAACAUCCUGACGUCUUCUGACGGCAGCCUGAUCUUGAAUAACGUGAAGCCUUCAGAUGAGGGCACUUACACCUGUAACGCUUACACCGGCAUCUACUCUGUGAGUGCCACGGCUGAAGUUAGAGUCACUAAAGACACACAACAAGGUGUUGAUUUGCCGCCAGAAUGCGUGGACCAGCCCGAUCUUGCCAACUGCGAGCUGAUAGUUUACGCCCGACUCUGCUCUAACUCGUACUACUCCAGUUUCUGCUGUGCCAGCUGUACCCGGCAUUCACAGAAGAACGACAGGUUUGGUCGGCUAGGCUGAAGCCGCAGAGGGUUUAAAAACUCUGGGAUGGGGUGGGAGAGGGGAGAGGGAAGAGGGGAGAGGGGAGAGGGGAAAGGGGAGAGGGGAGUGUUUCAGACAUUGAAGUUGUUUUUAACCAUCCAACUUCUGCAAUUGCCAAAAGGACAUUCAUAUCUGACCCCGGCUGUGCAGAAUCACAAUUCAAGAAUUCCAUGAAAAAGGGACCGAUUGCUGUAGCUGUAGUUAAAUCUGUCAACCGGGAGUUUUGCAGAGUGUGAACACUUUGUUCAGGGAGUCUGUUUGUACACUGCUACAUUAAACACUGAAUUAUGGAAACAUUAAAUAGGAGCCUCAAAAUGAAAUGUACCAUGUAAACCUGUAAAGUUUGAAUGUGAUAAAGUCAAACUCUGCCACGUCUUUAACAUAAGUUAUUUACUCACUGGACCUACUGUACGUGUUCUCUGUUUUCUAGAGAAUUAUGAUGGAUUUACUUUGAGGUUUUUAAAUCCAGUAAACCUUUCACAUGUGAAAUUAUUACCAUCUCCUCUGUGCUGUUUUGACCACUGCUCUUUUUUAAUCUAUAUUUUGGCAUUUCACUGAUAAAGGGUUGUAUUUUCUCUUUGCAUUGUUUAUUUUUAUGUAAUUAUUUUAAAAUAAAAACAAUAUUUUGAUAAAAAAAAAAAGCUCCUGGUGGUUUGAAUGAGUGAAUCCUGCAUGACUUGCUGUUCCAGUUUGUACCACAAGGGGUCACUUCUUCUGUGUCAAAUAUUAAUGUCAUAAUCAUCAUUUACUCUUUUAACAUGUUGCUUCAAAAAAUUAAGUAUGCACUUCUCGAGGCACCACUGCACAACUGCAUGUAGUGUCAGAAAACAAUCACCAUGAAAUAACCCUGAACACUAAAAUGAUAAAUUAUAUUUUAGUUUUUUAACACAUACAUAUCAACAUUAUCACUGUCAAACCUAAAUCAUGUAUGCUGUGUAUAGACAUUUAUACAUGCAUCUAUUGUACAUAAGCAACUACUGCAUGUCUCUAAAAUAUUCUUUGUAUUCUUCUUUACAAUUUACAGAAACAAUUUCACUUGUAAAUAGACAUUGUAUGUUAUUGGUCAUUGUUGAUUUUUACAAAUAUUUAUUUAUACAGCUUUUUUUUCAACAAUUUGUAUGUACAUAAUCAAUCAAUCAAUCAAUAAAUAAAUAAAU